Messenger RNA from Meloidogyne enterolobii, 756 nucleotides. The record is from the annotation of a GenBank genome assembly. NCBI's taxonomy places the organism in Eukaryota, Metazoa, Nematoda, Chromadorea, Rhabditida, Meloidogynidae.
AUGCAAGAACUUAAUCUUAAAUUUUCACACAUUGAGCAACAAAUAUACCAAAUAGAAAUGUAUCAACGUGGUUGUCCAAUUUUAUAUCCCAGUGGAAAAACAACAAUUAUAGCAUCGGGUUCCCUUGUUCAAAAUUACACAGAAUGUAGUGAAUGCCAUUGUGAUUAUGAAGGAAAUUUGUAUUGCAAGCCAAUAGGGUGUCCAUCUUUGAAUUGUCCUUAUCCAAUGACACCGCUCCCUGGGCAAUGUUGCCCUCAAUGUGGAAAACGGUGUUUAUUCAAUGGUCGCUUUUACGAAAGUGGAGAACACUUUUCGCCAAAGACUUGCACUUACUGUUUUUGUAAGGAUGGUAGAGUGGAAUGUUCUUUUAAAUUUCCCACUCAUUGCCCUAAACUUGAUUGUAGAGAGCAAGAGCUGCCUCCCGGUGAAUGUUGUCCAGUUUGCAGCAACAUUGAUCAUUGCAGAUUUAAAUCAUGUUCACCAAAUGCAACUUGCCAAUCUGGGAAGUACUCUGCUGUUUGUCGCUGUAAAGAGGGUUUUUUUGGAGAUGGACAGGAUUGCUAUGAUAUUGAUGAAUGUUUAAUGAAGGAUAAUACAAAUAGUGGGAAGAACGGAAAAUGUGGAAGAGGCAAUUUUUGUAUUAAUUUACCUGGAUCAUUUCUUUGUAAAUGUUUACCAGGAUUCAGUCCUAUAUUGGAUGAUAAAACAGAAAAUGGGACAAAAAGCUGUUUUGAUUUAAAAAAGUCAUUUAAUUAA